Messenger RNA from Eruca vesicaria subsp. sativa (arugula), 866 nucleotides. NCBI's taxonomy places the organism in Eukaryota, Viridiplantae, Streptophyta, Magnoliopsida, Brassicales, Brassicaceae. The record is from the annotation of a GenBank genome assembly.
AUGACCCAGAAUGGUUCCAACAGUACCGUGAAGCUUAUCGGUACAUGGUCAAGCCCAUUCGCCUUGAGAGCUCGAAUCGCUCUACACCUCAAGUCCGUAGAGUACGAGUACAUAGAAGAAGCCGAUGUUCUGAAGUCCAAGAGCGACCUUCUUCUUAAAUACAACCCAAUCCACAAGAAAGUCCCUGUCCUAAUCCAUGGUGAUGACUCAAUCUGCGAGUCUCUCAACAUAGUUCAGUACGUCGACGAAGCCUGGCCUUCCAAGCCUUCUAUCUUCCCUUCCAAUCCCAAAGAACGUGCUUACGCUCGUUUCUGGGCUCACUUCGUUGAUGGAAAGUGCUUUGAAUCAAUCGAUGCGGUGGCUGGAGCUAAAGAUGACGCCGGGAGGAUGGCGGCGGCGGGAAACCUGAUGGAAUCUCUAGCAGCGUUGGAAGAGGCGUUUCAGAAAAGCAGCAAAGGCGGAGAAUUCUUUGGAGGCGAAAAUAUAGGCUACGUCGAUAUCGCAUGUGGAGCCAUAGUGGGUCCACUUUCUGUCAUUGAGGCGUUUUCAGGUGUGAAGUUUUUGAGUACGGAUACUACACCGGGAUUGGUCCAAUGGGCCGAGAGAUUCAGAGCCCAUGAAUCUGUGAAACCAUUCAUGCCUACCGUUGCUGAGUUCGUUGAGUUCGCUAAACAAAAAUUCAGUGUUCAGUGAGAUGACAUUUUAAAUGGAAAAUCUUUGAUGCGUAUUUAACAUACGCAAAGGAGACAAAUGUGUUGGAAUCUGAUUUAUGUUUUGCCAAAAACAUUGUUGUUUGUAAGAGUUACUAUCUGCGAGAUAUGUAAUAAUAAUUCGUUAUACCGAAUAUAAUAAACAUUAUGCUUGGC